Nelumbo nucifera (sacred lotus) is the source of this 1365-nucleotide messenger RNA. RefSeq names its product phosphopantothenate--cysteine ligase 2-like. Lineage: Eukaryota; Viridiplantae; Streptophyta; Magnoliopsida; Proteales; Nelumbonaceae. The record is from RefSeq and is a predicted model, not a curated record.
GUUGCACUUGGACGGUGGGAGAGUUGAUAUAUUGCUGUUACGCUGUAGAUAACUGGGCGAAUUCGUUCCAUAUUGUGGAGUUUUUUACACAGCUGAGGCCUCUAUGAUGGACUCAAGGGAUGGAUUGCAAGGUCCACAUAGAACACUGGAUACAGACAUCGAAUCCUUUUUCAACUCAGCUCCACCUCUGAAAGAUAGUCUCGACAUUGGUAGAAAAUUAAAGGAAUUUAUAGACCGGCACUCUUUUUCAUCAGGAAAUAAAGGACCCAGCAGGAUUGUGUGUGUGUCAUCUGGUGGUACGACUGUCCCUCUAGAGCAGCGGUGUGUAAGGUAUAUUGAUAACUUCAGCUCAGGACAUCGAGGAGCGGCAUCUACUGAGUACUUUGUGAAGGCUGGAUAUGCAGUUGUCUUUCUUCACCGACGUGGAACCUGCCAGCCCUACUGUAGAUCUCUUCCUGAGAAUUCACUCCUCGAAUGUUUUGAACUUACAGAAGAAUCUUCUGUUCAAGUGCGUCAGUCACAUUCUGAGGCAGUGAAGAGAGCAAUCAGACAUCAUCACACUGCAACAGAAAAGGGACUCUUACUGAAACUUCCCUUCACCUCUAUAUUUGAGUAUCUUCAGAUUCUGAGGAUGGUUGCGAUAUCAGUGAAAAAUGUUGGGUCAUACUGUAUGUUUUACCUUGCUGCUGCAGUAUCUGAUUUCUAUGUUCCAUGGGAAAGCAUGGCAGAACACAAAAUUCAAUCAGCAUCUGGUCCUCUAGACAUGCGUCUUGCUCAGGUUCCAAAGAUGCUCUCAGUUCUCAGGAAAGAAUGGGCCCCUAUGGCAUACUGUAUAUCUUUCAAGCUGGAAACAGAUCCAAAGAUCUUAUUGGAGAAGGCAGAUAUGGCCCUAAGGAAAUACAAGAUGCAUGUGGUAAUCGCCAAUGAGCUUUUGACUCGUAAAGAGGAAGUUGUAGUUGUCACAAGCAAUGAAAGGAUUACUGUUCAUAGAGAUAGUAACGAGGCUGAUGCUGAUGUAGAAAGUCCAUUAAUCAAACUUCUUGUAGAAAAGCAUUCGGCAUACAUCAAGGAAACAGGAACUUCAAAUUAAACAGCAUAGUUAUGGUACUAAAGAAGUUUUAGGGUCUGUUUUAUUACAUCUUGGAGUAAUAUGGCGGGUCAUCGUCAUCAUCAUCUCUGAUUUGGCUUUCCUUCUAGUCUGAAGUUAAAAGAAAUGAAAGAAAUAAAGGGAGAAAUGAAAGGAACAAAAGUUGUAUAAAGAUAUCAAGAUUCAGUAGGAACACAAUCGUUUUUCAAUCAAUAGAUGGUGAACAGUGCAUGGAGCAACAAUUUUUCUCCAUUAUUGGAGUUAUUUCUUACACACAA